GAAAUAGAAAGAAAUGAAAAAAAUAAUUAGCUGAUUUUGUUACAAGCACAUGAAUGAUGUUUAUUGGGACGACAGAAAAUUUAGCUUUCUCAGGCACGCGUAGAAGAGAAAGUCGUUAUGUUACUAUGGAGACUAUUGGUUAAUAGAUGUACAUGUAGUUAACGAUGGUUAACCUAAUACCGGAUCCCUAAACACAUCAGUGAAAUGAAAAAGAGUUGAAGCCUUGAUUUGAGAUGUAAUCUAAGCUUUGUUUUUCCCUGUUAGUCUUUAAAUUAUCCCGUGCUUCACCAUAUCCAAUUAUGGAUCUCAAACCAACAAAUAUUUUUCCUGGUGUCCAACCACUAAAUAUUUGUUUCGGCUGUUCCAACGCUGAAAAUGAUGAGUUCAGUAGUAUAGAAAGUGAUGAAGAUGAUUUAAGUUAUACUCUUCUCGAUCACUACCUAGACAAACAUCGUACUGCUAAACCUAAAGAAAUAACAAAUCGCCCAUGUCUCCAUUGCUCAAUCGAGAAGACUCCUGUUGGUAAAUUAAAUUUGGCCGGAUUACAACUUUCCUAUGAUCUCUUCGAAAAUACACAGCAUUUGCCAAAGUUUAUCGAUUCAGUUGAUAUAUGUGCUCCGGAUAAUUUUUAUAAACUUGUUGGUUGUACUAAAGAUUCAACUGAUAAAUAUACCGAUUUAAUUGUAGCCAAACUAAUUCCAGAAGAUGUAGAAGAUGAAAGAAAUUACGAACUUUUUUUUGAAUACUUGGUAAAUGAAGAAAAAUUUGCUAUUUUGAGAUUGCCCUGUAAAAUUUUCAAAGCUUUUUACAUACUGCCCCUACCUAAGGAAAAUGAGCCCCCUUUUUUCAUGCCAAUUGCAAAUCGUCUCAAUUUGGAAUACGCGCCAAGAGAAGAUAAUAAUUUGUUAGGAUUACUGGUGAGAAAACCUCCUCGAGAAGAAGGGGAAAUUAGUGAAAAAGAGGAAAUUCCGGUAUCUGAUAAAGAAGGAUCUCCUUCGAAAGCACAGCUAUUUAGUCCAGUUUCACUUGAAUCAGAUCCUUUUUCGCCUGAAUCACCACUGAUGUCUUCAAAAAAACCAACUAGCUCAAAGGGCACAUCUAAAAGCUAUGAUUUCAUUCCGCGGACACCAGGGCCAAAAAAUCGAUAUGAUUCGUAUAUUGGUCGUUCAACUGAAGAAAUUCCUUUUCUUACUGAUGCAAUCGAUAUGAUUCAAAAUAAAGCUGGACCCAGUAAAAAAGAAGGAACCAAAAAAGCGCUAUCAACUCCCUUCGAUAAAAAUUUGGAACAAAUAUCAUCUGAAUCAGAAAAUGAACUCGAUUUCGUUACUCAAGAAUCUAGUAAUCGUAAGCGAUCUAGAUCUAUCGCUAUUGAGCAUACUCAAAAUAAGGUUCGUGCUUCUUCAUCGUCAUCAUUUUUCAGUGUGUCACGUGACAAAUCAAAAUUAUCUACCUCUUUAACAACUACAAUUGAAAGAGUUUCUCCUGAAAAGCCAAAAUCAGUAUCCAAUUCAAGCUAUACUGUACAAACUUGUGAAUCUAAGAAGAAAGUUAUACCUCCUGAAGUAAUAGAUGUCAACGAUUCAUCAAACUCAGAUCCAGAUGCAGAUUUUUUCCCUCCUACAUCCAACACAAUGUUAGCAGGAUAUUUUUCAACCAAUUUGGGUAGCUUUGAAUUCAAAUACCACGUUAUUUCAUCAAAUCGAAAAAAUGUGCUCCAGUAUCUCCCUAAAUCUCUCGAAACAAAAGGAAGGGCAAAUACUAACGAAACCGAAGUAUUUUUAACUGGUGAAAUGCUGAGGCCUGAAAAAAAAGUGAUAGCUUUUCAACUGUUACCUAACGAUUCUUCGGAAAGUAAAAGAAACUUUGACAACUAUGUUGCCCACCUACAUUCUCGAACUAGGUAUGGACUUCUUAAUUACAAAUCGGAUACUUAUCGUGCCUACGUUUUCCCGUGUGUAAAAGGCCAUGCAAUACUGAAAGCAUUUGAAAUUUGCAAUUUGAAACCUUCAUUUGCCCGGACUUAUGAAUUGUACGGAAUCAUCAUAAAGAAAUCGGGUCCAAAUAAACCAAAGUCACUCGAAAUUCAAGCUAAAUCUAGACAUCGAUCAACAUCAUCUUUAACAUCCAUUGAAACACCAAGUCCUACAUCUUCCUUACCGUUGCAAGUACCAGCUUCUUCAUCCAGUCGUGAUAACGUACAACAGAAAGAAUCAUCUUUUGAAACUGAAUCAUCAGAUUACCAGGAAGUCGUAGAAAACAACGAUUUGAAAAACUUUCCUGGUCUUGAAAGUAAGAAACUUGUCGAAGUCAUCAAUGAAUCAGUUGAUAAUCAUUGUAAAUUGACUGCAAAUUUAACUACCAUGAUACACAAAGCUACUGAUGGUCAAGCUCAAGAAGCCAAAGUUGACGCAUAUGAGGAGUGCCGUCGACAGCUCCAAACUAUUAUGGAAGAUGAAGAGAGGGAAUUUCAAAAAAGGAAAAAAGCAUACACAGUGGCGCUCGAUAUAUUGACAACUCUAUAUAAUUCACUUUCUGAUUCCAACAACUAGAAGUCAUCAAUACGUGUGAAAUAUAGUAUAGAAGUAUAGAAGCAAAAUUGACUGGCAUAAACUUUAAGCAUUUAUCCUCUUCAUAAAAUUGUGCCUAUGUAGAACUGUAAAUUUUCCAAAUUUUAUUUUAUUUAUAAGGUAAUAGAACUAUUAUAUCAAACUAUAAAUCCAUUGUUUUCCUCAUAAAUCCAUUCAUUUAUUUAAAUUGUUUUUCAUAUUACUCAUCUCAAAAACCUAAAUUAACAGACAUUAACAAUUGAUAUUAUUGAUAUGUUACCCAUUAUAAUUUAGUUACUCUUUUCAAAUUUAAAUACUUCAAAAAUCGCUAAGAAUGGAGCGAAUAAAACACCAUCCAGCAUACUCAAUGAACUCUAAUGGAUUAUAUAUUCAUCGUUGUUCUAAUUUCAGAACUUUGAUCCCAAAGAGUAAGAUAUGAAGUUGAAUGAUUAUGAUUAGAAGCUGUUUAAUAAAAUAAAGCAAUUUGUAAAAUUUAGUUCUCAUCACGCAUUAAAAUUGAAAUUGAAAUAA
Molecule: messenger RNA, 3077 nt
Organism: Tetranychus urticae (two-spotted spider mite)
Lineage: Eukaryota; Metazoa; Arthropoda; Arachnida; Trombidiformes; Tetranychidae
Source: RefSeq, a predicted model, not a curated record